Lobosporangium transversale is the source of this 1419-nucleotide messenger RNA. RefSeq names its product S-adenosyl-L-methionine-dependent methyltransferase. The coding region runs from base 1 to 1419 and encodes 472 amino acids. The record is from RefSeq and is a predicted model, not a curated record. Gene Ontology annotation, molecular function: methyltransferase activity. NCBI's taxonomy places the organism in Eukaryota, Fungi, Mortierellomycota, Mortierellomycetes, Mortierellales, Mortierellaceae. The transcript is spliced from 5 exons.
AUGUCCAAACCUCAUCAAUUUCGAGUUUUGGAAUUCUAUUCCGGCAUUGGAGGCAUGCACUAUGCAUUCAAUGAAUCUGGUCAUAAGGGUGAAAUCCUCAAAGCAUUUGAUAUCAAUACUACUGCAAACGAGGUAUAUGCUCAUAACCAUGGAAAACAACAACUGGCCCAGAGGAAUAUUGAAGCUGUACCUGUAGAAUUCUAUGAUAAGCAACAAGCUGAUGUAUGGCUCAUGUCUCCACCCUGUCAACCAUAUACUCGAACAGGAAACCAAGAAGGUAGUAAGGAUAAUCGUGCAAAGUCCUUUCUCUACCUCAUGGAUAUCUUGCCGAAACUUCAACACCCUCCCAACUAUAUCCUUUUGGAAAAUGUCAAAGGAUUCGAAGAAUCUGAUUCACGCGAUCUGUUGGUCGAGGCUCUCACUACUAAUGGAUAUGAGUUUCAAGAAUUGUUGAUUACGCCUUUACAGAUCGGGAUCCCCAACUCUCGAAUGCGAUACUAUUGUCUAGCAAGGAAAAAGGAUACUGUCGGGGGCUUUGUUCAUCCAGUGUCGGGCACAUUGAUUGGGUACAUUCCAUCUAUUCAUCCUACGUCUACGACUACAUCUGAUAGGGAUCAUGACGGUGAAGAAGAAAAUAACAAGGGCAACAAUAAGGAGCUGAAUGAAAGACAGGGAAAAGAUUUUGUGGAUACGAGAAAACAAGGCGAUUUAUCUGGAUUAUCAACAUCUAUCGCCAAAAAGCAGAGAACCAGUCUGUCAACCUCUAUUAUCACAAAGGAAAGUGGUAGUGCUAGCAAUGACGAUGGCAGUGGCAGUGGUAAUAGUAGUGGUAAUAGUAGUGGUAAUGGUAGUCAGGGUCAAAAGCCAGACGAAGAUGCUAUCUUAGCAGAUCCCGAAUUAUCACUCAAAGUCGACACACUGGAAUCGUAUAUUGAGUUCAAGGAUAUGGAUGAUGAACGCAUGAAACGGUAUAUGAUUCCAGACAAGACACUUUUAAAAUAUGGAUGGCUGUUUGAUAUUGUGAAGGAGACGACUCGAAGGAGCUGUUGUUUUACGAAAGGAUAUUAUCACUUUGUUGAAUCGACAGGAUCAAUUUUCCAGAUGGCAACAGACAAAGACACGGCUGCCGUGUUCGAUGAAGCUCUAUUAUUAAAGGCCAAGCCCGAUUCGACAACACCAGAUGAGGACAACGCAAGAGCAUUAGCCUUACUUCGUUCGCUUGGUCUACGUUACUUUACUGAGAAUGAAGUUGCACGACUGAUGGGGUUCCCAAUCAUGGAAGGUAGAUUCUCUUUUCCUGUAACGACAUCACUUAAGCAACGAUAUCGUGUCUUAGGCAACAGUAUCAACGUCAAGGUAGUAUCGCAAUUGAUUCAGUACUUGUUGACAUCCAAGGAUUCUCAGGAUAGAAAUGAAUAA